This is a messenger RNA of Pteronotus mesoamericanus, 3596 nucleotides long. RefSeq names its product coiled-coil domain containing 68 (gene CCDC68). The record is from RefSeq and is a predicted model, not a curated record. Gene Ontology annotation, biological process: intracellular signal transduction. The transcript has 13 exons. Gene Ontology annotation, cellular component: intracellular anatomical structure. NCBI's taxonomy places the organism in Eukaryota, Metazoa, Chordata, Mammalia, Chiroptera, Mormoopidae. Bases 263 to 1270 code for a protein of 335 amino acids.
CCGCAGUUCCACCCAGCGGGAGAGCCCAGGGGAGCAGCAGCGCCGGGACGCGGUGCGCCCUGAGCGCCCUCCAAGGUAAACUGCAGUCACCUGAGAUUUAGCUAGCUGACACUGGAUGUCACCAUUGUGCUGUGUAAUGUGGAUGCAGAACAGGGAAGCCAGCGUUAUUGUGAUGAAAACACCCUUGAACUUGGUGUCUAAAAGAUAGAGGUUUGAAUUUCAGCAAUCUUCGUUUUACUGCGAUUUUUCACCAGAAAUCACAAUGACAACAGUAACAGUGACCCCAGAGACCCCCUCAAGGUGCAAGACAGAAGAUGAUUCUUCCUCGUAUGGGCCCACGUCAGCUCACAUAAUUGAAGAAACUGAAUAUGUGAAAAUGAUUCGAAGUACUCUGGAAAAGAUCCGAAAUCAAAUGUUUAAAGAUGAGGCAGGACCCAACAGUACAAAGCACAAACUAGGUGCAAAGUGCUGUGGGAACAUCCAAAACGGCUCUGUCUCUGAAGUGGACCCCUCGUGUUGCAGCCUGAAUCUGCUCAUGGGAAGAAUGAAAGGCAGAGACCUACAGCUCUUAGAAAUGAACAAGGAGAAUGAAGUAUUGAAAAUCAAGCUGGAAGCCUCCAGAGAAGCGGGGGCAGCAGUUCUGAGAAACGUGGCCCAGAGAUUAUUUGAAAUCUACGAAACACAGUCUGAAGAAGUUAAAAAGAAGCAUGAAGACAGUAAACACUUACUCCAGGUUAACAAACUUGAAAAAGAACAGGAAUUGAAACAACAGCUUGAAAAUCUGAAUCAAGUUGCAGAAAAACUUGAAGAAAAGCAUAAUCGAAUCACAGCACUGGAGAACCUUGUAGAGAGGAUGGAAAAGGAAAAGAGCACACUGCUAGAAAGAAAACUGUCUUUGGAAAACAAAGUGCUGCAACUCAAAUCCAACACUACCUAUGCUAAAAGUUGCCAGGAUCUUCAGAAGGAGAUCUCCCUUCUCCAGGAGCAGAUCUCACACCUGCAGUUUGUGAUUCACUCCCAACACCAGAACCUGCGCAGAAUCAUCCAGGAGUUGGAAGGAUUAAAAAAUAAUUUAAAAGAACAAGAUAAAAGAAUUGAAAGUCUGAAAGAAAAAGUUAACAUACUGGAAGCCCAGAAUAGAGAACUAAAAACCAAGGUGGCACUUCAGUCCGAAACUCCUAGGACAAUGGCAUCUAAGGCUGUCACUACAAGUGAACUGAAGACAGAAGGCGAUACCCCCUACUUCAUGUUGGCUAGACUACGGAAAUGAGCCGGCUGGCUGAAGACUGAAUGAGAGAGAGCACUACGCGGGUCCCAUUUAUUCCUUGAAACACAGUCCAAACUUACGUGUUAAAAAUGGCUCAGUGCCAGUAUUUCAUGGAAUUCAUUAUAUACCAACAACUUUGCAGGAAGAUGACAUUCCAGGAAUCAAACAAAUAUUUAUUUGAGGGAAGGAAAUCUCUCUUCAAAACUUAAUAAAUGGGUAAAGAAACCAGGUGCUUUGCAAUGAUGGAAGAUGAAUUUUGUUCUAAAAUUUUUUAAAUUGGAAUCUUUCUCGCAGGUUUUUGCUGAAGAGAGCAGUUAAGGUUGUCAACUUUGACCUUUCAAUAGGUGUUUUAUUUAUAUAAGUUGAAGGAAGAGUUUGAAUAUGUAUGAAUAAAGGUUAUGUUUCAAAGUUGACUUUUGAAUAAUAAAAAUAUCUUAAGAUUUAAGGUCAUCUUCUGACCAUUGUUAAUGGAACAGUUAUUCUCCACUGAAUUAUGGGCAGGGGGAGAUUCUUUCUAGCUCACUCCCCAACACACACAACCCUCUCAAAUUGAGAAUCAUGGCUACCUCACUACACCUGAGGAAACCGCUGUCUGUAGUUGGGAUUGGAAGUUGGUUGCUAAAGGCAAUGCCCCUCCCCCACAUAGAUACAAAGGAAUGCACUUUUUGACUCUGCUUUUGUGACUAAUUUUCUUUUCAAUAGUCAUUAUAUUAACUAAGUAAUGUUGUUAGCUCAUACCUCCAUAAAAAUAUAUGUACAAUGAGUUCAAAGGAGCUGUGGCUGCUGCCUGCAGCCAAAAAUUCAAAUUCAUGAAUUAAAAUCAUAUUUCUAGUGCUUUUGUGAAAGUGUGCUUGAAUUUUGGUACAUACAUUCAUUACAGGUGGAGCUCAUGAUUACUGUGAGCAAAACCAAACUCUGACUUGCAGAAAUGCAAACAUAGUGACACUCAACAAAGCAGAAAAGCAGAAUGUGCGUUGUCUAAAGGAAUAAUGGGAGGCCUUCGCCACCCUACAGGUUGAAUGGCUUUAAGCCUUUUGGUCAUCCUCUCUGGUGUAUAACUAUAACCAUUUUCUCAGGAAAGAUGCUUAAAGCCUUUCAAUGUAGAGCGUGGAAUACCAGUAUUAUCUAUGAAAUAUUUAAAGGCAUGAACAAAUGAGGUGCAGUAAUAGAUUUAUAUAUUCAUCAAAGUACUGUAACCCUUGGAAUGUUACAUAGCUGUGCAGUAGAAGAAUUUACCUUUCACUCAGAGAUGAUGUAAUUUUCUCUUACCCAUCAAUCAUCAGGCUGGAUUGUAGUAAAUAUAGGAUUGUGAAUGAACCCAUCUAACUGAUCUAACAGCCUAGAUGGUUUCCAUUAGAAAAAUGUAUUCUAAAGUCAAAAAUGGAGACUGUUCAAUUUCAUUUUGGUUUAACUAUAUUCAUUUUUGAACACAGAAGUACAGAUAGGACUUUCUUAUGGGGUAUCCAGGUUCACUUUGGAAUGAAUGGUCUUUGGAUCUGUGUCUAUAAAUAAUCAGGUUCAGGAAUCUAAAAAGAUCUGAACUCUUCAAACACAAAAGUAUUAUUUUAGUAGCAUGAGUAGGAUUAUUUAUUUGUCAUAUAUCAAUUAUUUCCUGUAGCCUAAUUUAAACUUCUAUCAUUUGAAAUAUUUUUUAAAUAAACGUUUCUGAGUCAUAAAACAAAUGAUUGCAGUGGAAAACUUUUUUAGUCUAAAAGUAGUUCCACAUAGAAAAUACACAGCAAGAAACACUAGCUCAGUUGAAGUCAAAAUAAUUGUACCUACAGUAAUUAAUAUUGGAUAAGAAGUUCUGAGGUGAGCCUUGAGGUGAAUCCAUGAAAGUAGGACGUGAAAAGAAAUUGUUUCACUCUGAUUACAUAUAGUGUUACAAUUUAUUAUUAAGAAAUAUUUAAACAAUUGAUAUAGCUUUUGAAUAAUUGCCUGUACCUUACAAUAGAGAAACUGAUGUUAUUGUUUGUAAAAAAUGUUUCUUUGAUCAUUAAAAUUAUGCAUAAAUGAAUUGACUACUCUUUAUUUGAUUGUUCAUGAUAAUACAAUUAAUACUAAAUUGAUUGUUUUUGUCAGUAAAAAAGAUUUAGAUAACUCCCUGAAUUUUCUGCUAAUUCGUCCUGGAUCCAAAUCAAUGACAAAAGUAAUCUAUCAUUUUAUAUUCUACACUGGAAAAAAAGGUAGCAUUAUGAAAUUAAGGACACAAACUUCUAAAAUUCUUUCAUAUUUCUUCACUUUGAAAAUCCCUAACUCUCCUCUGACCAGCAAAUUAUUAUAGUAUCCUUAUUAAUAUCAAAAUAAGGAUCUAAUUCACCAAUAACUG